CCCAAUAGCCCAACAACAAACCCACUUCCAACACAUCCGGAUCAAACGCCAAAUCCCUAGUUAGCUACCCUGAUUGAUCGAUCUGAUAAAAACCUACCCAAAUCUUUACCGUCUAGUCCUUGUACUCGCAGAAAACAGAUUUAUGAAUUUGAAGAUGAAUGGUGAAGUGAAUAAUAAAAACGGAGGUAAAGAAGAAGAACAAGAUGGUCUUUCAGUUCAUUCUCCCUGCAAACCACCAAAUUCAUCCGCUUCUUCUCUUCGAAAGGAGCAAUCACAGGUUGAAUUGGAGCUUAAGUUAUUAGAGGCUCUUGAAAUCUACCCCCCUGUAAAAUUAAGAGGAAUACACCGCCACUUUGUUCUUUAUGGUCUGACAGAAUACAUGCGGAGAAGCUUCAAUCGACAGUUCUCCGCUUCAGAUGUCCUUCAAAUGUUGGAUCGUUUCUACAACUUGGAAAUGCUGGCAGAUGAUGAGGAGAUUGGGAUACUGAAUAAAGUAGAAGAAUUUAGCUUGCCGCCGAGUUAUUUUACAAAGGAAGAAUCUUGAAAUGCGACAUACAUAGUAUAUGUAAAUAGACAUGUUCUGUUUUUAAGUUUGAUAUGUUUCUUGACUUAUCUUUGGAGGUCUGUUUGUGAUCAUGUACAUUAUGUUAGGAUAAGUUAGUUGAUAAUGGUUGUGCGGUGGUGUUAAACA
This is a messenger RNA of Helianthus annuus (common sunflower), 691 nucleotides long. RefSeq lists its product as uncharacterized. Gene Ontology annotation, biological process: regulation of transcription by RNA polymerase II. NCBI's taxonomy places the organism in Eukaryota, Viridiplantae, Streptophyta, Magnoliopsida, Asterales, Asteraceae. The coding region runs from base 143 to 544 and encodes 133 amino acids. Gene Ontology annotation, cellular component: NuA4 histone acetyltransferase complex; nucleus. The transcript is spliced from 5 exons. The record is from RefSeq and is a predicted model, not a curated record.